GUCACUGAGGGAAAUGCACCCCCGACGGACGCUUAACACCUGCUGACACUGUGAAACAAGGGGAAGAGGUACAAGUUGGAGGUCAUUAGGACACACAGUCAUUAGUCACAGCAGCAUCAUGCCGCGAUGUUUACACUGCAAGCAGCCAGAAAGUGGGAACACCAAUUCAAUUGUCAACCUUUGGAGCCCUCGAAGGAGGCGCACUCGAGAUACCCAGACCUGGAAAUAAUGGCUGUUGUCAACGAAGGGGCCCUGAAAAAAAUGUUGAAGCAAUACAAAUACAGGGACCUGACUGUUCGUGAAAUCACUAACGUCAUCUCUCAGUACAAAGACUUGAAGCCCGUCAUGGAUGGCUAUGUGUUCAACGAUGGCUCUACAAGGGACCUGAUGAGUUUAACAGGAACAGUCCCUGUAAGCUAUAGAGGCAACGUCUACAACAUCCCAGUGUGUCUUUGGUUGCUCGACACGUAUCCCUUUAACCCCCCAAUUUGUUUUGUUAAACCUACGAGCACCAUGAUGAUUAAAACUGGUAAACAUAUCGAUGCCAACGGAAAAAUAUACCUACCCUAUCUACAUGAGUGGAAGCAUCCUCAGUCAGACCUCUAUGGUCUCAUUCAGGUGAUGAUUGUGGUUUUCGGAGAGGAGCCGCCAGUGUUUUCUCGGCCUACCACACAAGCAUCUUACCAAGCUUUCCAAGCUGCGGGACCUCCUACUACUUCUUACGUACCUGCCAUGCCUGCAGUUUCACCUUACGGGCCAAGUCCUAAUACGGGAGGCUAUCCAGGUUACCAGUACACAGGGGGCAACUCUUACCCAGCUACUUCUGGUCCAACACACUACCCCACCCAGAGUCCUGUGUCCACAGUGGGCUCCAAUAGAGAUGGCACCAUAGGCGAGGACACGAUCCGUGCGUCGCUGAUCUCUGCUGUUAGUGACAAGCUCCGCUGGAGGAUGAAGGAGGAAAUGGACAGGGCUCAGGCUGAGUUGGAUGCCCUCAAGCGCACAGAAGAAGACCUCAAAAAGGGCCAUCAGAAACUUGAAGACAUGAUCUCAAGAUUGGGCCAGGAAGUGGCCGACGUGGACAGGAACAUCGAGUUGCUAAAGCGCAAGGACGAGGAGCUGAGCGAGGCCCUGGAAAAGAUGGAGAACCAGUCGGAGAACAAUGACAUUGAUGAUAUCAUUGUGCCGACGGCUCCCCUAUACAAACAGAUCCUGAAUCUCUACGCUGAGGAAAAUGCCAUUGAGGACACCAUCUUCUACCUGGGAGAGGCCCUCCGCAGGGGGGUCAUAGAUCUGGAGGUUUUUCUCAAGCACGUACGGCUUCUGUCCAGAAAGCAGUUUCAGCUCCGUGCCCUCAUGCAGAAAGCCCGCAAGACCGCUGGCCUAAGUGACCUCUACUGAGCGUCACUAACACAAGACAAACAUCUAUCUCUUCAAGCCCUCUAAUUCUCUUUCUUUUCUGUGUUGUAUCCCAUCUUUAACGGGCAGUGCAG
This is a messenger RNA of Syngnathoides biaculeatus (alligator pipefish), 1493 nucleotides long. RefSeq names its product tumor susceptibility 101a (gene tsg101a). The record is from RefSeq and is a predicted model, not a curated record. Bases 127 to 1401 code for a protein of 424 amino acids. The transcript is spliced from 12 exons. Gene Ontology annotation, biological process: protein modification process; protein transport; endosome to lysosome transport. Gene Ontology annotation, molecular function: ubiquitin binding. NCBI's taxonomy places the organism in Eukaryota, Metazoa, Chordata, Actinopteri, Syngnathiformes, Syngnathidae. Gene Ontology annotation, cellular component: ESCRT I complex.